This is a messenger RNA of Lachancea thermotolerans CBS 6340, 483 nucleotides long. It is a transcript of the gene MRPL23, whose product is annotated as mitochondrial 54S ribosomal protein uL13m. Lineage: Eukaryota; Fungi; Ascomycota; Saccharomycetes; Saccharomycetales; Saccharomycetaceae. The record is from RefSeq and is a predicted model, not a curated record. Bases 1 to 483 code for a protein of 160 amino acids. Gene Ontology annotation, molecular function: structural constituent of ribosome; mRNA binding. Gene Ontology annotation, biological process: negative regulation of translation; translation. Gene Ontology annotation, cellular component: ribosome; mitochondrial large ribosomal subunit. The transcript has a single exon.
AUGUCCCAAAAGCUCGGUCAUACAGGGCUUGCCUUUGCGCGUCUUUGGCAUCAUGUUGAUAUUGCCCAAGACAAAAGAACCCUCGGAAGACUUGCUUCUUCCAUAGCCCUCACUUUGAUAGGGAAACACAAGCCAGUAUAUCAUCCAACCCAAGACUGUGGAGACUAUGUUGUGGUUACAAACUGUCAACAAUUACGUGUUACUGGCAAAAAGUUCGAACAGAAGACGUAUUGGUCCCACUCACAGAAGCCUGGCCAUUUAAAGCUCACUACAAUGCAAAAAAUGGCGGAGAACAAGGGAUAUGGAGAGAUCUUGAAAAAGGCUGUUAGUGGUAUGCUGCCCAAGAACAAGCUGCGGAAACCCAGACUCGAGAGGCUCAAGGUCUUUGAUGGCAGCGAACACCCUUAUACUAGCAACGUUACUGCGUUUGUAGAUCAGCAGCCGAAGAUCGCUCAACAGUUGAAGAAGCUUGAGGCGAAGUAG